Messenger RNA from Contarinia nasturtii (swede midge), 1027 nucleotides. Its product is annotated as brain protein I3. The transcript is spliced from 2 exons. The record is from RefSeq and is a predicted model, not a curated record. The coding region runs from base 133 to 552 and encodes 139 amino acids. NCBI's taxonomy places the organism in Eukaryota, Metazoa, Arthropoda, Insecta, Diptera, Cecidomyiidae.
UUACUCAUUGAAUCGAACAUUGCAAAUUAUUUGAACUAUUGAUAAACACAAAGACGACGUAGAGAAUUCAAUUGUUUCCCUUUUUUUUAUCGAACGAAAAAAACUUUAUAUAUAUACAUUUAAUAAUUCAGGAUGUAUCAAGAUCAACCACCAUCGUAUAAUGAAGCGAUUAAUUCGCCCAUCACACCAUCGGCACCGCCAGUUGGGUCAGGAAUGGUACAGAGUUCAAUUGCUGUACCAAGUGGCAGUUACAUGCCAAAUUAUCCGAUACAACCAUUACCACAAGUUCAACCAGAGGUAAUAACAAAACCAAUUCGACCUUUGCCCACAAUACCCACAAAUACAAGCUAUGGAACUCUUGGCCAGGCGACAAUUGCUGUACCAACCGAAAUUAUUGUGAUCAAUGGAUGUCCAGCUUGUCGGAUUGGUAUUCUCGAAGAUGAUUAUACUUGUCUUGGCAUUUGUUGUGCGAUUUUCUGUUUUCCGCUUGGAAUUCUAUGCUGUCUUGCACUAAAGAGCAAACGUUGCACCAAUUGUGGUGCUGAAUUUUAAUAGCCUACAUACUUGAUGAUAAAUUUCAAGUGCUCAACGAAAGCCGAGUUAAAUUUUAAAACGGCCAAAGAAUCUUAUUGCAUGAAAAUGCCAUUAGCUUUACAAUAUUAGGGACAGAAUGGUGAUAUUUUUUUAGAAAUUGUUUUUUCUUUUCUUUUAAUCGGUGAAACAGAAAUAUUUCUAUUCAAUUGUUACUUUGACAUCAUAUACCAUAUACGAACUUUAUUGGCAUAUACACAUUUUGACAUCAUUUAGUUAGUUUAAGAUGCUGAUAAAAAAAAAUAUAUAUAAAAAAAUAGGCGUAGUUCAAUAAGAUUAGAAACACCCGAAAAGGAAUUGAAGUUGAUCUAUCGACAUUUUGACGUGAAUAAGCAUGAAUUUAUUUUAAAAUAAAAAAAAAAGAUUUCAAAAUAUUUGAAUUUUAUAAUGCCCGCAUGAAGAAAAUCAUUUAAUAAAUAGAUAAAAUGCUGAGAAA